AUGGCGUCCGAGAAGAAGCCCGAAUGGUACCAGCAAGAGGUCCAGAGCAUCAACCCCGAAGCCCAGAAGCUGCUAGAAAGCUACAGCGGCUUUCACCCGGACGAGGUUCUCCCACAUGUUUUGAAGCUCCUACCCCGCCACCCGGUAUACCAGCGCAUACUAGCACGUCUUCGCGAUGAUCCUAGCACUGGAAUCCUCGAAGCCGGCUGCUGCUUCGGUCAAGAAAUUCGUUUCCUCGCUGAUCAGGGUAUCCCAAGUAACCAGCUUUAUGGAUGUGACAUAGAACAGCCAUUUAUCGAUCUUGGAUACCAGUUGUUCCGCGAUCGAGGCAGGCUGAAUGCCACUUUCGCCGUGGGAGACCUGAGCUCGCCUGACUGUCUGGACCCUGCGAGCCCGAUCUUUCAAAAAUUGGCCGGGAAAAUCGACAUCGCCUUCGCAAGCUCCCUAUUUCACCUAUGGGAUUAUGAGCAGCAGCUUCGGGUCGCCACGCAUCUGGUCCGUCUUUGUCGGCUUCGACCUAACGCGAUGAUCGUUGCGCGCCAAUUGGGGAAUGUGCUCGGCGGAAGUUAUCAGAUGGCAGAUGUCGCAGCAGGAACUAACUACCGACACAACGUCCAGACAAUCAAAGGCUUCUGGUACGAUGUGGGACAGGCAACUGGGACGCGCUGGAUCGUCGAGGCAGAUCUAUAUAUGGGGGAGGAAAUGGCCAAGGUCAAGAACGCCGGAUGGGCAAAUGAGAACGAUCGCAUGCUUUGGUUUUGCGCUACACUACAAUAG
Penicillium olsonii is the source of this 777-nucleotide messenger RNA. The record is from the annotation of a GenBank genome assembly. Lineage: Eukaryota; Fungi; Ascomycota; Eurotiomycetes; Eurotiales; Aspergillaceae.